Messenger RNA from Myotis daubentonii (Daubenton's bat), 2816 nucleotides. It is a transcript of the gene LANCL2, whose product is annotated as LanC like glutathione S-transferase 2. The record is from RefSeq and is a predicted model, not a curated record. NCBI's taxonomy places the organism in Eukaryota, Metazoa, Chordata, Mammalia, Chiroptera, Vespertilionidae. Gene Ontology annotation, cellular component: plasma membrane. Gene Ontology annotation, biological process: peptide modification; carbohydrate metabolic process.
GCCCCCCCAGACUCCGUCCGUGCGGUGCUGGCGGUUCUGCCAUCUUCCCGAGGCGGUGUCUCCCGGAUCGGAACCAGGAGCUGCUCCCAGCCCGGGGCCGGCGGGAGGAGAUGCAGGGGGAGGACCGCGCGCCCGGGGGCCGCGGGCGCCUUGGAUGACGGCGAGUCCGCUCCCGGGCUCCCUGCGGGAACCGCCCCUUGCGGCCGCCCGGUCCUCCCGAGGAUCGUGGGGCGGGCUCGGCCGCGGGAGGCACUUCCAGCCGGGGAUCCGGCCCUGCCGAGCGCGGGCCGGGCGGGCGGCCGUGACCGGGCUCGGAGCCGCCCAGCGCCCGGGCAGCGUCCGGCCGGGCGGGCACCACGUGGGGCGCGCCAGCGGCGGCCAGAUGUGCCGGCCCGCGGCCCCGCGCACAGGCUCCCGCGCGCUCCCCGGCCGCGCCCGCCCCCGCGGCCCGCCGCCCUCCUAGAGGAAGCCCGGCCCCGCGGGGUCCCCGAGCGGCCCUCGGGCGAACGCCGCGCGGGAGGUUUGUCCCCGCGCGCGCACCGUCCCGCGCGGCCCCGGCGCUGGGCCCGGCGCGCGGCGAUGGGCGAGACCAUGUCCAAGAGGCUCAGGUUGCACCUGGGCGCCGAGGCGGAGAUGGAGGAGCGCGCGUUCCCCAACCGCUUCCCGGACUACGAGGCCGCCGCCUCCGCGGACGCCGCUGCCUCCGCCGCGGCCGAGGACACGGAAGGGGCUUGCCCCGCACCCGCCCCCGACGAGCUCGGCCUCCCCUUUCACGACGACGGGAAGAUCAUUCACACAUUCGCAAGGCGGGUCCAGACCAAAAUCAAAGAUCUGCUGCAGCAGAUGGAAGAAGGGCUGAGGACCGCGGACCCACACGACUGCUCUGCGUAUACGGGCUGGACAGGCAUAGCCCUGCUGUACCUGCAGUUGUACCGGGUGACGUGUGACCAGACGCACCUGCUGCGGUCCCUGGAUUACGUCAAGAGGACCCUUCGGAAUCUGAACGGCCGCCGGGUCACUUUCCUCUGCGGAGACGCUGGGCCGCUGGCCGUGGGCGCGGUGGUGUACCACAAACUCAGAAGUGACGGCGAGUCCCAGGACUGCAUCGCGAAACUUUUGCAGCUCCAGAGAUCCAUUGUCUGCCAAGAUUCGGACCUUCCGGACGAGCUGCUCUAUGGCCGGGCCGGGUAUCUGUACGCCCUCCUCUACCUGAACACGGAGAUCGGGCCAGGCACCGUGUGUGAGUCGGCCGUUAGAGAGGUCGUCACUGCUAUUAUUGAGUCGGGCAAGGCUCUGUCGAGGGAGGAGAGGAAGGCUGAGCGCUGCCCCCUGCUGUACCAGUGGCACAGGAAGCAGUACGUGGGGGCAGCCCACGGCAUGGCCGGGAUCUACUACAUGCUGAUGCAGCCAGCAGCAAAAGUGGACCAGGAAACCCUGGCCGAGAUGGUGAAGCCCAGCAUCGAUUACGUCCGCCACAAGCGCUUCCGCUCCGGGAACUACCCGUCGUCUCUGAGCAACGAAACAGACCGACUGGUCCACUGGUGCCACGGGGCCUCGGGGGUCAUCCACAUGCUGAUGCAAGCGUACAAGGUGUUCAGGGAGGAGAAGUACCUGAAGGACGCCAUGGAGUGCAGUGACGUGAUCUGGCAGCGCGGCCUGCUGCGCAAGGGCUACGGGCUCUGCCACGGCACAGCCGGCAAUGGCUACGCCUUCCUGUCCCUGUACCACCUCACCCAGGACAGGAAGUACCUCUACCGCGCUUGCAAGUUUGCAGAGUGGUGUCUGGACUAUGGCGCCCACGGGUGCCGCAUCCCCGACAGGCCCUAUUCACUCUUCGAAGGCAUGGCCGGCGCAAUCCACUUUCUCUCCGACGUCCUGGCUCCUGAGACAUCCCGGUUCCCGGCAUUUGAACUUAGCUCUUCGCAGACGGAUAAAAAGAUGUAAAAAGACUCCUAAGCGCCCCAUUCGGACCAAAAGCCAUGAGACUGCUCCGUGCCUGGCGGGGAACCAGCUGUGAAUCCCGAGGGGGAGGCGGAGAGCAGACAGGCGGGGCCCUGUGUGCAGUGACCCUGGACCUGGAGCCCAGUGGCAGCUCCCGUCCAGCCUGUCACGGCCCGCCCCCCCCCCCGCGGGCACGCCCACUCACACCCCGUUCUCACAGCGUCUGCAUGUCUCUUGGUGUUUGUUGUGUAGGUACCAGCUGUGCUCAGCAGAAAGCCCCCCGUGCCCUCGAGCGGUGCUGGCCCGGGACACGCGGCAGCCCCUUCCCUGUAAAUCACUUCCCAGCGGGAGCCUCGGGCAGAGGCCGGUGACACCCAGUGCUCGCACCCGCGCCGCCUCGCUGCUCCAGGACCGAGAGGCUGAGCAGAUACGGGCUCGGCCUUCCCACAAGGGUUUUGUGCUCACCUCGGUGUUUUUUGUUGUCGUUUUUUAAUUUUCUUUAAAUCCUUACCUGGGAUAUGUUUUUCUGGUUUUAGAGAGAGAGUAGAGAGAUUGCCUCCCACACGUGCCCUGAUGAGGACUCGAACUCGCAGCCUUUGGGUGUACAGGGCUGACGCUCCAACCACUGGGCCACCGGCCCGGGCUCGCCCUGGUGGCUUGAGAAGCCGGGCGCCUCGCUCUCCGGGCCGGUCCUCAGCGGAGUGGCCUCGGGACGGGCGGCCGUCCAGGUGAACCUUCCUGUGACCGCUGUGCGUCGGCCCCGAGCGUCCACAGUCCUGGGCCCGGUGCGUUACUGAAGCAGACGGCUCCCCUGUCCGUCGCGUUGUGUGUGUGUCUUGAAGUUCAGUGAAUAAAGGUCCAGAAGGCGACCGGCA